Molecule: messenger RNA, 1282 nt
Organism: Serpula lacrymans var. lacrymans S7.9
Lineage: Eukaryota; Fungi; Basidiomycota; Agaricomycetes; Boletales; Serpulaceae
Exons: 3
Coding region: 146-1195 (349 amino acids)
Biological process (GO): ketone body biosynthetic process; L-leucine catabolic process
Molecular function (GO): hydroxymethylglutaryl-CoA lyase activity
Source: RefSeq, a predicted model, not a curated record
AAUGUUCUCCUGGUAGUGGUUUUCUGGAACACUUACGACGCUGUAACGGUUCAGAGGCCAGGCCAGCACUUUACAGACCCUUGAGUUGAUCCCAGGUUAGGCGAACUCGUGCAAUUCACAUCACUCAAAUACUCAGUACUCUGUCAUGAUUAUCCCUCGCACAAGCAUCAUCUCACGGACCUUGAGAGCUGGACGUCUGCACCAUACCACAUCAUGUUCUAGCAAGAAUGUCGUGAAUAUCGUCGAAGUAGGUCCACGAGAUGGCCUGCAGAAUGAGAAGGGUGUGAUACCUGUGGACGUGAAAGUAGAGCUCAUUAACCGCCUUGGCAGCGCAGGGACUAGGUAUAUCGAGUCGGGCAGCUUCGUCAGUCCUAAGUGGGUCCCUCAGAUGGCAGGCACGGCAGAAGUCAUCUCGCAAAUGGAGAGGCUCCCAGAUAACCACUACGCUGUGCUGGUCCCAAAUCAAAAAGGCCUCGAUAACCUAUUCACUUUACUUGAUUCAUAUACACCUUCAUCUUCUCAACCGAAUCCUCCUGUAAAUGAAAUAGCCAUCUUCACUGCUGCAUCCGACGCGUUCAGUCGUGCAAAUACCAACAUAUCUAUCGCGGAUUCGUUGACUAGGUUCGUGCCUGUCGUGCGUGCAGCGCUUGAACGGAACUUGCGUGUUCGGGGGUAUAUCAGCACUGUUAUAUCAUGUCCAUUUUCAGGACAAGUCGACUAUAAGCAGGUCAGAGAUAUUGCUAAGGAGUUGAUGGAUAUGGGAUGCUAUGAGGUGAGCUUGGGAGAUACUGUUGGUACAGGUACGCCUGCGAGUGUUGCAGAGAUGGUGGAGGAGGUUAAGAAGUCUGUACCUGUCGAAAACCUUGCUGGACAUUUCCAUGAUACAUUCGGAACAGGCGUUGUUAACGUCCUCACUGCUCUUCAGCAUGGUAUCCGUACUGUCGACUCUUCUGUUGGAGGACUGGGAGGAUGUCCCUACUCACCAGGUGCUACUGGUAAUGUGGCUACUGAGGACGUCCUGUACGCGUUGCAGGGUUCAGAAUACGAUGUUAGCUACAUCGAUCUCGAGAAAAUAGUGGAUAUCGGAUGGUGGAUAUCGGAGAAGCUUGCACGGGAGAAUACAAGCCGCGCUGGGAGGGCUGUCAAGGCUAGGCGGCUAAGAGAGGCAAAGCAAGCUGAGAAGGCAAAGCUAUAGUAGCUGAUUUUUGAUUAGCGUGGAAUUUUGUCACUGUACUAUUAUCACUGUAUGGAAUUGUGUUGUCAAUUAAGGUCACCUGAACCA